Molecule: messenger RNA, 3798 nt
Organism: Colletotrichum destructivum
Lineage: Eukaryota; Fungi; Ascomycota; Sordariomycetes; Glomerellales; Glomerellaceae
Product: Putative Heat shock factor (HSF)-type, DNA-binding, Heat shock transcription factor family
Exons: 6
Coding region: 1058-2812 (584 amino acids)
Biological process (GO): regulation of DNA-templated transcription
Molecular function (GO): sequence-specific DNA binding; DNA-binding transcription factor activity
Source: RefSeq, a predicted model, not a curated record
CGUACGUAUGCACGUUGGCCACACACACUCUCUCACUCGACUCGCCAUCUCUAACCUACUUAUCCACCACACGUACGGAUACUCCAUAGCAGAGGUCCUUCCUUGUGCAGCCACCGAUGCUGCUCCUGACACCCAGUCCAAGGACCAAACUGACAAAUCGCCGCAGCUGGAUCGGUCGGGCAGAAGACCUGUACUGUAGGCUGUCGCUCCGAGGCCAACACCACCUAGGUACCUACUGAUUAGAAUACACCAUCACACUCGGGGGGUUCCUUUGAUGCUGCCACUCCUUAUACCGCCUGUCCCCUUCUCCUCCUCUCAGAUUCGACCGACUACCGAUCUAGUCGAGCCACUUUAAACCUUCGCCGACAGCACCCACACCCCCGUCCCUGCCCCCCUUCGUCAUAUUUCCGCCCGCCCUGGUUGGCCUUCGACAACCCUUCUCCUUCUCUUCGAACUCUAGAACUUCGACACUUCCAUUUCACUUGCGUCCCACACACUGUUCCCUCUCUCUCCUUUUCCCUCCCUCCUCUCUUCAAAUCCACCUCGGUACCUGGAGUCCCAGAGUGUUGUCGCCCGCCUUUUGCACGACGACACCCGGCCUGCUUGUCCAUUUCAAAACAAGUCCCGCCCCCAAUCUCAGCUCAGCUGAACCAUCCCAUCCCGAUUGGCACUUACUCGGAAGCUACGAGUUUGCCAGCAGCUGGAACAAAGACCUACCCACUCUUUACCUGGCGAAUCCCGACGACGCCUGGACGCGUUCUCAAUCCCCAACUGCCUCCUUCCCUCCACCACCAAAUCCUGCCGCCCUGCGUUGCCAAUCGACCAUAGACCAUCGCCGUCCCCUUCGCCAACUUUGACAUCAACCAUCCUCCUGUGCCACGUACCCACUAGUUUUUGCACGCCUCGGUCAUCGCAGCAUCGCCCUCGACCAGGCCGAAGCUCCAAUUCUUUACCCAGCGCUACAACCAACCCUUCUUCUCGUCCGCCGUUUCUCGCACACGACGGCAAGCACCCACUCGCCGCACCUUACUCUUUUUCUGCGAAGUCAUGAGAGGGGAUGGCCACAGUGACUGAGAGUCCGCAGAGAGCUCCUCUGCAUACCGACGGUCAUGCCGAUUUGACGUCGAACCGAAUCGUGCCCAUCCCGACCCCGACCCCGUCCAUCCAAAUGUCAGCUCCGUCUCCCGGCGACCCUAUGGAGAUCACCUCCCCCGCCAAUCCAAGUAGCACUUCGCCCUCGAGCAAGAGCAACGAUCCAGGCGCCAACGGCGCGUCUAAGAAUACCUCGCCCAUUGAACACUCCGCCAACAACUCGCUCACUAUGCCUGCUGCGCCCGCCGCCGCCGCCGCUGCCGUUCACCAACCAAAGAUCGUGCAGACGGCCUUCAUCCACAAACUGUACAGCAUGCUUGAGGACCCCAGCAUCCAGCAUCUAAUUUCGUGGUCGGCGAGCGCUGAGAGCUUCGUCAUGUCUCCGACAGCCGAUUUCUCCAAAGUACUUGCGCAAUACUUCAAACAUACCAACAUAUCCUCCUUCGUCCGGCAACUAAACAUGUACGGAUUUCACAAAGUGAGCGAUGUCUUCCACACCACAAGUCCCGAGACUGCCUUGUGGGAAUUUAAACAUGGAAAUGGCAACUUCAAGAGGGGCGACCUAGUUGGUCUUCGCGAAAUCAAACGCCGCGCUUCCCGACACGCUCUCGUCCAUCGCGAAUACCCAAACGCCAAGCCAAGCCCGUCACAGCCCGGGACACCCGCGGAACCGAUGCCGCCCCCCAACGAUGGUUCUGAUCCGCGAAUGUCUGGGCUCGAACAUACUCUAUACGAUCUCAGCAUGCGAUUGCAGAGGAGCGAGGAGAACGCUCACUACAUGCACAUCAAGCAACAGGCGGUCAUGGAAACCAUGUCGAGACUCCUUCAGUUCAACCAAGAACUUUCAAGGACGGUUCUCAGCUUAGUGCCUAGUCCUGACCAUCCAGUACACCGAGAUGUUCUAAACUUGCAGGGAGAAAUGGCAAGGCAGGCAGACAUGCUUCGGACGAUCGACGACCCCCAGGAUUCGCCAUUCGCGAACAGCCGAGCUUACUUUUCCAAUGUCGAGAAUGCACCUGUUUCUCCUCGACAGUUACCCCAAGAUGACCCCAGGCGGAGUGCAAAUCUUGCAGUCCCUCAGCCGAGGGGGCAGAAUUUCUACCGGCCUCCCGUGCCCUCGAACCUUUCCGUUAGCACGCGACGACCAUAUGGCUCAAUCGGAGGUGGCACAGCGCCCCAGGCUUCGUCUCCCUUGCGAGGGGCGCCACCUCCACCGCCCCCUGGACCACAUCCCUUGGCUCAAGUCGAACCGCCUCCUGGAAGUCUCGCAAGACGCCACACAUCUGCCGAUAUUCGUGCACACGGUUGGCAACCGAGUGCCCCGCCACCAUUCGCUUCGGGCCCUCCGUCCGGGCCCCCUUCGGGACCAUGGCCAUCGUCGCCAAGUCGGCAUGCACCGGAAGAUCAGCGCAUCAGGGAGUCUCUUUCUACUUACUCGCUGCAGAACGCAUCCCAUUCGCGGCCCAUGUCGAGGCCCACGACGCCCCCAGGCGCUCCCUUCUCGAACGGUAACAGCGGCGGGGCUGACGCUUUUGGCAACUGGUCGUGGAACUCUGCCAACCGGGACAACAAGAACUUGGCCAUUAGAGAUAGCUCAGGACCCCCCACCCGCCGCGGCAGCAUGGCGCACAUUCUCAAUCCGACCGACACGGCCGAGCGUGACGAUGAAGAUGAGGACCCUCGGGGCGACGAUGACCGGAAGCGCAAACGGAUACAGUGAGCAGGGUAAUGACCUCGUGCUCGAGUAGCUGCUUUAGCUCAAUACACGACACGCCCGCCAAAGUUGUGCCUGUACAAUCUUGUGACAAAAGAUCCGAUACUGUCGGAGUCAUUUCCUUAUCUGUAUAGAAGAAAAAAGGGGUUUGGGGCGGGCUCCGGUCAACAGAUGAUUAGCACGGAUACCUCCCCACGACCGAAUGACAAGAGCGAGACCGAAACAUACACGAAGCCAACGGCCACUAUUUAAUGCGAUCAUCUCACUGUUCAGUCGCCUAUCCAGCUGGACGGGCUAUUUGGGUUCUUUACCAAAAGCUCAACACUGUUUUCGAAUUCACGCACCAUUUCAUUGCAUGGAAGGCCGGCUUUCGUGAAGGAAACUGUUCAAUCCACCAUCGACCCUAGUACUCCAGCGUCACCAAGGCGACUUGGAAAUUCAGCAAGCAGGGAUCGCGAAUCCGCUCACACUAUCCCCUCCCGGAUGGAGACACACUACGUUAUGGUUGAAGCGCAGGACAAGGGAUACCCAACGGACAUUAGGUGGGCGGGGUUUGUCAGAUUUUACCCAAAACUGUCCAUACGGGGUUGUUAUUGUGUUGGUCAUAAAUGCAUUUUGGAUGCGAGAGGAAUGGGGUUGUUUGAAGCGUAUUCCUAUCUAACCGGUAUGGUGCUUGGCUACAAAUUACAGACAUGCGUGGCUUGCAAAUGGCCUGAGGGCAGAUGCUUCCGAAGCCUCGGCCGGGUUUAGUGUGUGUGUACAAUAUGGCAAGUGGUGAGUGGGUGUUGUCACAGUAGACCCGGCAUGAUAUCUGUUGCGCGACGUUUACCAUCGCCUACGAGCCUUUCAAGGGAUGAGGAAGACGUUCUUGGUGAGAUGAGGUUCCGGCCCGUCGGGUCAAGGGAGCCAGUCGCUUCGGACAUUGAUUCACGCACGCACGGCCUCGUCCCUGCGUUGCGGAUGUGAUCCAUCCGCUCUCUGUGUAAACACGC